UAUAUCACGACGAGUGUCACGCCAUGGGACACUUGUCCAUCUCUCUCUCUCUGACCCCUUUCAGGUAUUUUUUUCUUUCUCAAAGAGGAAUUAUCGAUUUCCAUUUCCAAAGGGAAAAAAAAAGAAUUCGAAGGUCAGGAAUUUUUUUUAAAAAAACAUCUUUAUUUUUGUUAGUUUGUGUGACUGAGCUGCUUAAUUUUGUUUUGGUUUGAUGAAAUGAUUUUUGUUGUCUAUUGGUGAUUGGUUUUCUUGUUCAGAUUCAUUGAUUCGAUGAGAAUCAUGAUUUUUCCCGCCGAGUGUGAUUGGAGAUUUGUUUUUUGAUUAAAGGAGAUUCCUUUCCAUUUUCACUAUUAUUUGCUCUGUUUUAGUACUUCAUUGUGCAUAUAUAUAUAUAUAUAUAUAUAUCUCUUUCAGAUCUUUUGUUGGGGUUCAUGUUUCGGAUUUAGCUUUGGAACUGAUAAAAAUCUGAUUUUGGGUCUCUUUUGAGUUUUGGGUGCAACUGCUGUUUUCUAAAUUUUGGUACUUUAAAAAUGGAUAAAGAUCUCUGCUUUUUUAGUUUCUUCGUUUGUUUUUUCUUUUCUCUGAUGAGUUCAACAAUUUUACAGAUGUAUGAUUAAACCAUAACCUGUGCUUGUUUGUUUUCUUGAAGGUAAAUAAAUCCAGAAGCUUUGAUUGUACGGAAGCUUGAUUUGAGAAGAGAGUAGUAAUGGGGUCUAGAUUAAACUUCAAGAGCUUUGUUGAUGGUGUGAGUGAGCAGCCAACUGUGGGGACUAGUCUUCCAUUGACGAGACAGAACUCGGUGUUCUCGUUAACCUUUGAUGAGUUUCAGAACUCAUGGGGUGGUGGAAUUGGCAAGGAUUUUGGGUCUAUGAACAUGGAUGAGCUCUUGAAGAACAUUUGGACUGCUGAGGAAAGCCACUCAAUGAUGGGAAACAACACUAGUUUCAACAACAUCAACAAUGGUAAUAGCGGAAACACUGUUAUUAACGGCGGUGGUAACAACAAUGGUGGGUUAGCUGUUGGUGUGGGCGGAGAAAGUGGUGGUUUUUUCACUGGUGGGAGUUUGCAGAGACAAGGGUCAAUUACAUUGCCUCGUACGAUCAGUCAGAAGAGGGUUGAUGAUGUCUGGAAGGAGCUGAUGGAGGAGGAUGACACUGGAAACGGUGUUGGUAAUGGUGGGACAAGCGGGAUUCCACAGAGGCAACAAACGUUGGGAGAGAUGACUUUGGAGGAGUUUUUGGUCAGGGCUGGUGUGGUUAGGGAAGAACCUCAACCGGUGGAGAGUGUAACUAACUUCCAUGGCGGAUUCUACGGAUUUGGCAGUAAUGGAGGUCUCGGGACAGCUAUUAAUGGGUUUGGUGCUAACCAGCCUCAUGAUUUGUCUGGAAAUGGAGCAGUGAUGAGACCGGAUCUUCUGACAGCUCAAACUCAGCCACUACAGAUGCAGCAGCCACAGACGGUGCAGCAACCGCAACAACUGAUACAGAAGCAGGAGAGGCCUUUUCCCAAACAGACCACUAUCGCGUUUUCCAACACUGUUGAUGCGGUUAACCGUUCUCAACCUGCAACACAGUGCCAGGAAGUGAAGCCUUCAAUACUCGGAAUUCAUAACCAUCCUAUGAACAACAAUCUACUGCAAGCUGUCGAGUUUAAAACAGGGGUAACGGUUGCAGCAGUAUCUCCUGGAAGCCAGAUGUCACCUGAUCUGACUCCAAAGAGUGCCCUGGAUGCAUCUUUGUCGCCUGUUCCUUACAUGUUUGGGCGAGUGAGAAAAACAGGUGCAGUUCUGGAGAAAGUGAUUGAGAGAAGGCAAAAAAGGAUGAUAAAGAAUAGGGAAUCAGCUGCAAGAUCCCGCGCUCGCAAGCAAGCUUAUACGAUGGAACUGGAAGCAGAAAUUGCGCAACUUAAAGAGUUAAAUGAAGAAUUGCAGAGGAAACAAGUUGAAAUCAUGGAAAAGCAGAAAAACCAGCUUCUGGAGCCACUGCGCCAGCCAUGGGGAAUGGGAUGCAAAAGGCAAUGUUUGCGAAGGACAUUGACAGGUCCCUGGUAGAGCCUAUACUGGCGUCCAAGGAACUCAACAAAGAGCCGAAGUUAUAGAACAACUCAGAAAAUAGAAAGCUAGCUUGGUAUGUAGUUUAGGCAGGUGUUUCUGUGGGUGAUUGUAAAUCGUGAAGUGUGGCGGAUUUGACAGAGAUAGAUAAACACUCAUCUGUUCUAUUUUCCUGAAGCAUCUUUUGGUUUUAUCGUCCUGAUGUAAUGGAUCUUGAUCAUUUGUCUUGAACAUCUUUGUGACUUAACCAGAGUGGAUUUAUCUUUGUAUUU
Arabidopsis lyrata subsp. lyrata is the source of this 2322-nucleotide messenger RNA. Its product is annotated as ABSCISIC ACID-INSENSITIVE 5-like protein 6. Bases 707 to 2050 code for a protein of 447 amino acids. Gene Ontology annotation, biological process: positive regulation of DNA-templated transcription. The transcript is spliced from 5 exons. Lineage: Eukaryota; Viridiplantae; Streptophyta; Magnoliopsida; Brassicales; Brassicaceae. The record is from RefSeq and is a predicted model, not a curated record. Gene Ontology annotation, molecular function: DNA-binding transcription factor activity. Gene Ontology annotation, cellular component: nucleus.